CGGUUUACAUUAAGCUUAAUACAGUUCUAGGAUUAGCUCAAGAUGUUUUCAAGAACAAAGUUGCUCAUUUCGUUGUUUAACGUGAUCUUUGUGUUUGGUGCAGAAGGGUUUAUAACCAAAUGCAAGCAAGAUGACAACACCUGCAUACUGACUUCAGCAAAAGCUGCGAUCGCCCACAUGAUUGCUGGUGAUCCUUCGCUGGGUGUGGAGGCUUUAGAUCCAAUCUUCACUGAGAAAAUUGAAGGCAACUUCACUACUCUGAACUUUGCGUUUUACAAAAGCUACCUUGCAGGCUUGAAAGACUGCGAUUUCACGAACGUCCAAAUAGACUUAGAAAAAACUAAAUUGCAUGUGGAUCUCUUAUGCCCUCACUUGGAUAUGAAAGGAGACUACAAUAUACAUGGUGUAUUGAUCACUCUGCCGGUUGAGGGCACAGGGACAUACAAUAUGAAAUAUAAAAAUACUAAAGUUGCAUUUGAUGGAACUUUAAACGCGGUUACGAGUCCUGAUGGAAACUCUCAUUUGCACAUCAAGAACUUUAAGCUGAAUCCUGAUGCAGGGGGAGUAGUAUUUGACUUCAAGAAUCUAUUUAACGGAGACAAAGAUUUAUCUGAUGCAGUCCACAAUUUUGCUAAUGAGAACUGGGCAGUUAUAGCAAAAGAAUUCCAACAACCCAUCUUCGACGAAAACUUCAAGCAAUUCGUGAAAGGCAUUAACAAGUAUUUAAAAACUAUUUCUAAAGAUAUAUAUUUACAAUAAAGUUAUUGAAAUCUG
Messenger RNA from Ostrinia furnacalis (Asian corn borer), 774 nucleotides. Its product is annotated as protein takeout-like. The transcript is spliced from 5 exons. NCBI's taxonomy places the organism in Eukaryota, Metazoa, Arthropoda, Insecta, Lepidoptera, Crambidae. The coding region runs from base 43 to 759 and encodes 238 amino acids. The record is from RefSeq and is a predicted model, not a curated record. Gene Ontology annotation, biological process: multicellular organismal reproductive process.